AUGGCGAUGAGGGUAGGAAGAACAGCUGGUUUCCUGCUCAGGAGGCCUUUCCCUGACCCGAAGAACGCGCCGGGACUCUUUACGCCACAAUACCGUUCUUACUCAGCCCUACCUUCUGGAGAGCGUGAAACCAUUGCGUUGCCAGAUCAACGCACGCUGAGUUUUGCAAAGUAUGGAGCAACCGACGGGUAUCCAGUCCUGUACUUUCACGGACAUCCAGGCUCGAGACUCGAAGGAGAGCUGCUCGAUGAAGACGGCAAAGAGCUCGGUGCCACAAUAAUAUCUGUCGACAGGCCUGGCAUUGGAUACAGCACACCUAAACCCGGACUAACUCCAUGUGAUCAUGCGAGAGAUAUCAAUCAUUUGACCACAGAACUCGGACUGAAAGAGUACAAGAUCUUGGCUGUCUCUGGCGGUGGUCCGUACGGGCUGGCAAGCGCUCGUUUCUCGUCUGAAAAGUUGAAAGCAGUGGCUCUGCUAGCUGGAAUGGUAUGGCUGCCUGGCAUUGGUCUUCGAGGAAUACGAACAGGCACUAAGAUCUUAUUCUACGCGAGUAACUACACACCGGGUAUUCUCCAGCAACUCGUCUGGUAUUUGGUCUCCAAACGGAUCAAUGUCUCUGACAAUGUCUUGGUCGAAGCCUCUGCAAAGAAGCUCGACACACAACCUGAGAAAGACAGACCGCUUCUUGCAGAUGGAACCCUCUUAAGGCGAAUGAUGCCUUCAACACGAGAGCAUUUCCGACAGGGCGUGGCUGGCUUCAUGGACGAGGCUCGUGUUCUUACCAAUCCGGUCGAUUUCGACAUUUCCCAGAUCGGCCAUUUGCCAAUGUGCCUCUGGUACGGAAUGGAAGAUGCCAAUGUUCCACCUGCGAUUGGAGACGAAUUGGCAACAUUGAUCGGCAAAAAUGCAACACUGCACAAUCCUGACGAGACACAUCUCAGUCUGCUCAUGAACUACAAGAAGCGCAUUCUCGAUGAUCUGCUGGGUCGUGGAUAA
This is a messenger RNA of Zasmidium cellare ATCC 36951, 999 nucleotides long. RefSeq lists its product as uncharacterized. Lineage: Eukaryota; Fungi; Ascomycota; Dothideomycetes; Mycosphaerellales; Mycosphaerellaceae. The record is from RefSeq and is a predicted model, not a curated record. Bases 1 to 999 code for a protein of 332 amino acids. The transcript has a single exon.